Molecule: messenger RNA, 1710 nt
Organism: Lampris incognitus (smalleye Pacific opah)
Lineage: Eukaryota; Metazoa; Chordata; Actinopteri; Lampriformes; Lampridae
Gene: trappc6b
Product: trafficking protein particle complex subunit 6B
Exons: 6
Coding region: 281-757 (158 amino acids)
Biological process (GO): endoplasmic reticulum to Golgi vesicle-mediated transport; regulation of GTPase activity
Cellular component (GO): TRAPP complex; trans-Golgi network; cis-Golgi network
Source: RefSeq, a predicted model, not a curated record
ACGAAGUUUUGCGCAGGCAGUUGUGUCGUCGUCCCCAAAAGACGAGGCGGAUGCCGUGGUCAGCUUGGCAGUUGGUCAUUUUUCAGUGUAAAAAAAACCAAAACAUUAUCGUCGUGAUUUCUAACGAGACCGGUAAAAGGAAGAGGGAUUAAUAUAUGCCAUGGUCGCCACUUCAUCAGAUAAGCAAACCGUUAUCCCGUCAAAGUACCAGGAUUGCUCUCUUUUCGUAUGUGGACUCUAUAAAGAGGUCGUUUUGUAGUGACUAAUCGCAGAAGUGAGAAUGGCAGAUGAAGCCCUCUUCCAGUUCCUGCACAAUGAGGUGAUACAGUACAUGUACAGGUCUUCUGAACACGAGGAGACGGAGAAUGGGAGAAACAUUACAAAACUGGAGAACAUGGGAUUCAGAGUUGGUCAAGGACUCAUAGAGAGGUUCACUAAAGACACAGCCCGGUUCAAAGAUGAGCUGGACAUCAUGAAGUUCAUCUGCAAAGACUUCUGGACCUGCGUCUUCAAGAAGCAAAUCGACAACCUCAGAACCAACCACCAAGGCAUUUAUGUCCUACAGGACAACAAAUUCCGCUUACUCAACCAGCUUUCAGCUGGGAAACAGUAUUUGGAGCAUGCCCCAAAGUAUUUGGCCUUCACCUGCGGCCUGGUGAGAGGGGGGCUUUCAAACCUGGGAGUCAAAAGCAUUGUGACAGCCGAGGUGUCCGUGAUGCCUGCAUGUAAAUUCCAGGUCAUGAUCCAGAAGCUGUAGUGGCUGCAGAGGAGGCCAUGUUAACCCCACACUGUCUGUAAGCUGUAUGUAUAUAUAUGAACAUUUGAAAUCGUCUGUGAUCAUAAUGUUGUCAGACACAUUUUGUUUUACAUCAACUGACUGCUGUUAAAGUGGAGUCUGGUUUGGACUUGUACGUGAAACAUCUCAUCUCAUCUCUAAAACAAGCACACUGAAAGUCAACAGCCUGUUAGCUUAGCCUGUUAGCUUCAGCCGUCCAGUGUAAAGGAAAGAUCUGCUGUUGUUGGUGCAAAGAGAAGUAAACCAUCUCUUUCUCAGUCUAGUACAAGUACACAUCAGCACUUUCAUUAACUUAUUCUUACUGUCAGUCUGCUUUAUGGGAAUAAAUGUACAGUCUUGCAUGCAUGUAAAGAAACAGUUUGUUGAAUCGGAGACAGGCUGGUCACAGAGAAAGACGGGAGGUCGUAUGAGAUCUCUUUGAGUUUCUUAAAAUAACUGAUGAUUGCUUGGUUAAUGAACACUAGAAUAAUCUGAAAAAUACCGAAGCUUCAGGUUAGCCCAUAACCAGCAGCUGUCGUCGAGCACUUUGAGCAGCGUGUGUAGAGCUGAGCGCCGUGCCUGCUGAUGGGGACGUAAAGCGUCCAUGGAUCAAACCCUGAUAUCAAACAGUGACCUCUUUUGUCGCCUCUGUCAAUGAAGUUAUUCAUUAUUUGUUGAUUGAACACUGAGAAUUAUAAACUCAAUCAUUAACUGUUUUAUUUUAUACAUUUUCAUUGCUUUGUCUUAAUUUUAUCUCACUAAAGUCAUUUAACCAGGCUGAAGGAGUGAUUAUUUCAACUUCACGUUAUACAUGAUAAACACCACACAAACAAGAAGACGUGAUGGGAGAGGAGGAAUGUUAAACGAGAGGUUCGGUAUAUCACCAUCAUCUUAUGAUGAAUCCAUAAGACGUCUGGUGUCUUGAUAUUAAAACU